AUGCCGGAACUCAAGAUCGCACGAAUAGAUGUUUUUCAAGUCGAUCUCCCCUACUCAGGCGGCGUCUAUCAUCUAUCCGGUGGAAGAACCUACAAGAAUUUCGACGGCACUAUUGUUCGAAUCACUACUCAGAGUCUCAUUGAAGGUUUCGGCGAAAGUACACCUUUCGGUGCUACAUUUAUUGCUUCCCAUGCUCUUGUUGUUAGAGCAGGCAUCGCAGAAACCGCUCCUCAUCUAAUUGGACUUGACCCCCGUGACGUUGAUCGUAUUAAUGACGCUAUGGAUGCCGCAUUGAUUGGCCAUCUGCACGCCAAGACCGCUAUUGAUGUUGCGUGCUAG
Messenger RNA from Fusarium keratoplasticum, 339 nucleotides. RefSeq lists its product as uncharacterized. The transcript has a single exon. Bases 1 to 339 code for a protein of 112 amino acids. Lineage: Eukaryota; Fungi; Ascomycota; Sordariomycetes; Hypocreales; Nectriaceae. The record is from RefSeq and is a predicted model, not a curated record.